AUGGAGAGGCUCAUUAACAGCAAAAGCAGUAUUGCAAGAUACCGGAUCAUAUUCCUACCAGAACGCAAUUUAUAUGAUCCGAUAAGGCGCCUGUAUGUUAAUAAAGAAUGGUUGAUGAUGGAAUCGACUUGGGAAAAGAUAGAAAAGAAGAUAGUAAGUUCACUUCCUCCAAUUGCGGAAAACCUGGAAUCACUUUUAGAAAAAUAUAAUAAAGCUAUCAUAGACGCCACAACCGGAUACUAUGUAGAUUUGCAGAAGAGACUGGUAUCUUCAGUGGAUACAACAAAUUUACACCACCUUCUUAAAAUGUUUCCAGACGUCAUUCAACCCCUUAAUGAUGCUGACGUGUCUGAGUACGCAUACAGAAGUUGGAUCGUAAAUCAACUUUGGGAGGAGAUUUUUUUGGACGUAAACAGUAUAAUCCGGAUGAAAACAGGUGAAGUUGAAAAUAUUGAUAGGAAAACCCAAUUGGACCUCGCAAGGGAUGUAGAUAAACGUAAAUCGUGUGUAGGUAGCUGGCAUCAUGACGCCAUUUUAACUAUGAAAGCCGGGAAUAAGGAUUUUCAAAUAGCAUUUGGUGAGGUAAUCGGGAACGCGUUUAAACAAGAUGACAAAAAGUUGAACGAGGACCGAGAGAAAAUACUCAAAGCCAUGCGGUUAGCCCUUCCAAAACUUUUGAAACUAUUGCCCGAAAAUGUGCCAGGUAUCGAGGAGUUGGAAACUUUCGGAUUACUUGUGUAUAAAAAGAAGUUCCUUCUUUAUUCAAUGCAUUACGUGGAUGGAAUUUAUUUUGUUAAUCAGUACGAUGGAUUCACAAUUCCUGAUACACCAUUACAGCUGGGGAAUAUAUCUGAUAUCAUUCGCAUAAUGCUUAUGUUUAAGAAUCGUGUUAUAAAACUCCAACAGCAUGUGGAAUCUUUGUAUAAAUCCAAAACCAGUUUUAAACAUGGCAGUACUCUGCAUGCAAAUGAUGACGAUUCAGAUAUUCUUGUGUCUAUUCAUUAA
Molecule: messenger RNA, 1005 nt
Organism: Racocetra persica
Lineage: Eukaryota; Fungi; Glomeromycota; Glomeromycetes; Diversisporales; Gigasporaceae
Source: the annotation of a GenBank genome assembly